Messenger RNA from Prosopis cineraria, 1994 nucleotides. Its product is annotated as pentatricopeptide repeat-containing protein At1g01970. The transcript has 4 exons. The record is from RefSeq and is a predicted model, not a curated record. Gene Ontology annotation, molecular function: protein binding. Bases 418 to 1701 code for a protein of 427 amino acids. NCBI's taxonomy places the organism in Eukaryota, Viridiplantae, Streptophyta, Magnoliopsida, Fabales, Fabaceae.
GCAUUCCUUGUUUAUCUUCUGCCAUUUCUAGCUCUGAACUGGCCAGUCUCACGAUCCCCCUGGAUCCUUUCACUCUAUCUACCCUGCGAACUGGAAACCACCCACAACUGCUUCUCCUCCUCGAGACGUCGUCACCCUCUCAUCUCCUUUGCCGUUCUUGUUCGUGCUUGUGAAGGCGUCACGGUGGAGCUCCGUGCUAGUGGUUCCUGCCUGGUUCGUGAAGCUCACUCAAUGCCUCCCCUUUAUUCUCUGAAGCAUUUUUGAGUGUCUCACUAAAUGGAGUGCUUUAGAUCAAAGAGAUGAGAGAAGGGCGACUGUUGGGGGUUUGUUUCUUUCCUGCACAUCGGCUACAUUUUAGGAAGGUAGCUUGCCAUUUCAGGAUGAAUAUCUGAGAUCACAAGGUUCUGUAUUACUUUAAUGAUGGGAACCAGUUCCUAUCUGCUAUUGUCCAAUUGUUGCUUCUCAAGUCUCUCAAUAACCAAUGAUACAGUCAAGUUUAAUCACAAUCAGAUUGGUGGAAAUUCAUUAUUUCAAAAACCCAGAUAUUGUGAUUUUCAUAAACACCAGUUUGAUUCAGUGAUAGUUAGGGUCAGUAUGGAGGGCACUGUAAAAACAGAGUUGCAAAAAGAAAAUCAGAGAGGGUUUAGAUGGGUUGAGAUAGGCCAUGACAUUACAGAAGCACAAAAAAAGGCCAUAUCUCAACUGCCUUUUAAGAUGGAAAAACGUUGUAAGGCCCUGAUGAGACAGAUUAUAUGCUUUUCUCCAGAGAAAGGCAACAUAUCUGAAUUGUUGGGAGCUUGGGUGAGGAUCAUGAUGCCUAUCAGAGCUGACUGGCUUUCUGUUCUUAAAGAGUUGAAGACGAUGGAUCAUCCCUUUUACCAGCAGGUGGCGGAACAUGCUCUUCUUGAAGAAUCAUUUGAAGCCAAUGCUCGUGAUUAUACAAAGAUAAUCCAUUAUUAUGGCAAACAGAAUCGACUUCGAGAUGCUGAAAAUCUUCUUACAGCUAUGAAGCAAAGGGGCUUCAUCUGUGAUCAAGUGAUUUUGACUACCAUGGUUCACAUGUACAGUAAGGUAGAUCAUCUUGAGAAGGCCAAGGAAUAUUUUGAAGAGAUCAGAUUGCUUGGUGAACCUUUAGAUCAAAGAUCAUAUGGCUCAAUGAUAAUGGCGUAUAUCAGAGCUGGCAUGCCUCAACAAGGGGAAUUUUUACUUACAGAAAUGUAUGUACAAGAGAUUCACGCAGGCAGUGAGGUUUACAAAGCAUUACUUAGAUCCUACUCUAUGGCCGGCGAUACUGAAGGAGCCGAAAGGAUUUUCAAUGCAAUCCAGUUGGCCGGUAUCUCCCCUGAUGAUAAGAUGUGUGGGCUUGUUAUCAAUGCCUAUGGAAUGGCGGGGCAAAGUGGAAAAGCUCGAAUCUCAUUUGAGAAUAUGAGGAGAGCAGGUAUUGAAUCUUCAGAUAAAUGCAUAGCUUUAGUGUUGGUUGCGUAUGAAAAGGAAAACAAACUUGAUGAAGCGUUAGAGUUUCUGAUAGAAUUGGAGAGAGAUGGUAUUGUGGUUCAAAAAGAAGCUUCGGAAAUACUGGCUCGGUGGUUCCGAAAACUUGGGGUGGUGGAAGAAGUGAAGCUUGUUUUAAGAGAUUUUGCUGUCAGAGAGGCGAGUAUAAAUGGGGCCCCGAGGAGGAGGAAGAAGAACUCUUGUUUAUGAAAAGUUCUGGACUUGUGUUCUCAUCUUAUUGACGCUUCUUCACUUAAAAGAUAUUCCACUUUGAGCUAUCUAGAUGCAUAACUGACAAGAUUGUAUUGUUGUAUUAAGGGAAUGACAAGUAAAGAUUGAAGAUCAAUGCCAAAUCAAUAUUUGUUUAGUAUUAAAACAUAGGAGAAAGAGUACUGAAUUUAGAAAGUUAUAAAAAGAUCCUAAUUUGACAUUAAUUUUCAUAUGAGAUCUUUAUUUGUCAUUCUCGCUCUUGUAUUUAUUCAUGCCAAGGCCACUGCUACUAA